Messenger RNA from Zychaea mexicana, 3699 nucleotides. RefSeq lists its product as uncharacterized. Gene Ontology annotation, cellular component: intracellular membrane-bounded organelle; membrane. Gene Ontology annotation, biological process: calcium ion transmembrane transport; intracellular calcium ion homeostasis. Lineage: Eukaryota; Fungi; Mucoromycota; Mucoromycetes; Mucorales; Lichtheimiaceae. The record is from RefSeq and is a predicted model, not a curated record. Gene Ontology annotation, molecular function: ATP hydrolysis activity; ATP binding; P-type calcium transporter activity. Bases 1 to 3612 code for a protein of 1203 amino acids. The transcript has 6 exons.
AUGGCCCUCCCUAAACGUCUCGCGCUCGUUCUGUUUUCUGUGUUUUUAUUGCUUUCCAGGUAUCCAUCGCCUUCACCACCACCACCACCACCACCCUACUUCGAACCCAACAAUCCUGCUGUUGAUGAAGAAGGAGAGGCGGGUAUUUCGACCAUGUACUACUAUUCAUCCAUCGACAUGAUACGAGCCGCCCAUUAUGAUCCAAAAAACCCAUUUGCAUUCAGUGCAGAUCAAUUAGGCGCCGUGGUCGAAAAACGCGAUCUCAAAUAUCUGAAUGAUGUGGGCGGUGUACUUGGCAUGGCAAAAGGUCUACAUUCGGAUAUCAUGCAAGGAUUACCUGACGAUGAGCGAUAUCUAUUGCGAACGAUUACUCUGAACGACCUCGUAACAGCAGCAUCGUCGUGUAAUAAAAGCACAACAAGUAGCGACGACGACGAUGAUGAUGAUGAAAGUGAUAUUCUAGACGAGGAUAUGGUGGCAUACGACGUAAAUAAUCUUUACCAGAACCAUGACGUUGAUGGCAACGACAGCAUAGCAACGCAUCAUCAACGCAAAGCCGUGUUUGGCAGAAAUGUGCUACCUUGUGUUCAGCACAAGAGCUUGCUGCGUUUAAUAUGGACAUCGCUUCAAGAUAAAACUCUGAUCUUACUGAUAGUCGCAGCAGUCAUCUCGUUAACGGUCGGCAUUUAUGAAGACUUAACGACGGUUGAAUACGAUAGCAGUGGCAACCGGAUACCUGGCGUUAAAUGGGUCGAAGGCAUGGCAAUUUUGUUUGCCAUUAUUCUCGUUGUUCUUGUAGGCAGCAUCAAUGAUUUACAAAAGGAAAAGCAGUUUCGACGACUCAAUGCGCAAAAAGAACACAGACAUAUUGACGUCAUUCGAUCCGGUAAUGUUCAGCUCAUAUCCGUCUACGAUAUUCAAGUUGGCGACGUGGUUCGACUUGUUCCUGGCGACAUUAUUGCAGCCGAUGGCGUGUUUAUCCAGGGAAGUAACGUCAAGUGCGACGAAUCUGCAACUACUGGCGAAUCCGAUGCUGUGCGUAAGGCCCGUCUUCAAGAAUGUCUUGCAUGGGGUGGAGGAAAGCCUCCGUCAUCCAAUACAUUGGUGUCAUCAUCGUCUGGCAACAGCAAUGACAAUUUAUUGAUGGACUUGCACGACGCUUGUCCCGAUCCGUUUCUUAUUUCUGGAUCCAAGGUUAUUGAAGGCGAAGGCACCUAUCUAGUAACCUCGGUUGGUGUUCAUUCGUGCCACGGAAAGACAAUGCUAGCCAUGCGCACACCUGAUGAACAAACCCCACUACAGCAGAAGCUCAAUGUCCUGGCAGGCAAUAUCGCAAAGUUUGGUGUUUCUGCUGCUGGCGUUGUGUUCAUCAUCUUGUUGGUCCGCUGUGUCGUCUCGUAUUCGUCCAAUGAAUCGCCUUCGGUGACGGCGUCGGUGGUGGUGUCACAAAUCAUGCACAUCUUGAUCACAGCGGUGACAGUGGUUGUGGUGGCUGUACCUGAAGGAUUGCCGCUUGCUGUGACACUUGCACUGGCAUAUGCCACGCAGCGAAUGCUUAAAGAUAACAACUUGGUACGCGUCCUGGCCGCUUGUGAAACAAUGGGAAACGCAACCACAAUCUGCUCAGACAAGACCGGCACCUUGACACAAAACACCAUGGCUGUCGUCGCUGGCACAUUUGGCUCAUCCUUUCGAUUCCUGCGGGACCCACCAGCAUCGCGCGGUGACUUGAUCGAUCUCACAUCCAUCCGGUACAAAAUCCCACUCCCUGUACGCAACUUUAUCAACCAAGCCAUGGCGCUAAACUCGACCGUGUACAUGAGCACCAAUGCAGCCGGUGAAAAGACAUUGAUGGGCAACAAGACCGAAACAGCGACCCUUCAUUUCGCGCAAGAUUACAUGCAAUGCGAACCCUUUGAGCUCUUGCGCACCUGCUGGGCUGUUGAACAUGUCUACUCCUUUAACUCAGCUCGCAAGGCCAUGGCGACUGUGAUCCGCAUCCCGGUCUUGGACGAGUACACGAAAAAGGAGAAAAUCAUCUAUCGAUUGCACGUCAAGGGCGCAUCCGAAAUGUUGUUGGGUUGCUGCUCCAGCAUUGUGUCCAUGCACGCACAGUCGUAUGAGCGAUUUGAUGGGAUUAUGAAUGGCAACAGUUAUGCUAUUGAGACCCGGACCAUGACCGAUGCCAACCGUGCACGCAUGGCCAAAAUCAUUUCCAGCUAUGCUACACGAUGUCUUCGGACACUUGCAUUUUGUUAUCGUGAUUUCGACACAUGGCCACCACAGCAGCAGAAGCUCGAAGAUAUUCUGAGUGCAGGCGACUUGACGUUACUUGGUAUUGUAGGGAUUGAAGACCCUUUACGACCCGGUGUCAAAUCAGCCGUUGCAGCAUGUCAGCGCGCUGGUGUCUGUGUGCGUAUGGUGACGGGCGACAACAUGCUGACGGCCAAAAGCAUUGCCCGACAAUGCGGUAUUUAUACACCGGGCGGAAAGACCAUGGACGGGCCCACGUUCCGUCAACUGACACACGCCGAGCGACAACACAUACUUCCGGAUCUGCAAGUACUCGCACGCUCGAGUCCAGAAGACAAACGGAUUUUGGUGCAAAGUCUCCGAGAAUUAGGCGAAACUGUAGCGGUGACAGGCGACGGUACAAACGACGGUCCAGCACUCAAAGCAGCCGACGUUGGGUUCUCGAUGGGACUAGGCACCGAGGUGGCCAAGGAAGCCUCGUCGAUUAUUCUAAUGGACGACAAUUUCGCAAGCAUUGUGCGCGCCAUUUCAUGGGGCCGUUGUGUCAACGACUCGGUCAAGAAGUUCUUGCAGUUCCAGUUGACAGUCAAUAUCACUGCUGUGGUGCUGACAUUGGUCUCGGCUGUCGUUGAGAGCAAGUCAGUGCUGACAGCGGUCCAGUUGCUGUGGGUGAAUUUAAUCAUGGAUACGUUUGCGGCGUUGGCAUUGGCAACUGAUCCGCCUACACCACAGCUGCUCGAACGACUACCCGAAGCACGCACUGCGCCACUCAUCCAUGCGCCCAUGUGGAAAAUGAUUUGUGGUCAGAGCAUCUAUCAAAUCACGGUCAUUCUAUCGCUCAUGUACACCGACCUGCUUCAUUUGGACACGGCUACGUUGGAAACGGUGGUUUUUACGGCCUUUGUAUUCUGUCAGAUCUUUAAUGAAGUCAACUCACGACGGAUUGAUAAUCGAUUCAACGUAGUCAAAGGCAUCACGAAAAACAAGUUCUUUGUGUUGAUCUUUGUCGUGACUCUACUUGGCCAGUUUGUCAUUGUCGAAUGUGGUGGCUCAGCCUUACAGACGGUUCCAUUGAACGCAAAGCUGUGGGGCGUGUGUAUCUUGAUUGGCGUCAUGUCGUUACCUGUCGGUGCUCUUAUCAGGCUUGUUCCUGACGAGCUGUUCUUCUCGCAUACAGCACCCGUCUAUCAUGUCGACACGGUGUCCCGUCCACCAGCAAUUCCUCCUCGUGAUGAUGAUGUGGAUGAACGUUUAGCUUGGCAUGCGGUGCCACGACAGCACCAUGAACCACUAGCAACGUCGACGACGACAACGAGGACACCGUCUGAAAAAGGGGCAUGGAUGGCACGGAAUUUCUAGCCCUACUCUCCUGAUGCUUAUAAUAAUAUAUCCAUUGUCUUGUGUAUAAUAAGACGUUGAAGAAGGACAGUGACAGCCAACUUUGAU